Aspergillus pseudotamarii is the source of this 1333-nucleotide messenger RNA. RefSeq lists its product as uncharacterized. Gene Ontology annotation, biological process: DNA-templated transcription. The transcript has 3 exons. The record is from RefSeq and is a predicted model, not a curated record. Gene Ontology annotation, cellular component: RNA polymerase III complex; nucleus. The coding region runs from base 187 to 1146 and encodes 319 amino acids. NCBI's taxonomy places the organism in Eukaryota, Fungi, Ascomycota, Eurotiomycetes, Eurotiales, Aspergillaceae.
CUUGUUCCGCUCUUAUCACUACUCCGCCGCCUCGAUAUGGAAAAAAAAUUGAGGAAGACUCGGAGAAAAACAGUCAAUUGCCUACGAUUUACUGUGCUCCUGUCCAAUUCCAACGAAUACUAUUAAAUUAAUGAUACGAUCUUAAUCGACCAACCCAUCCAUUGACCAAAGCCCCAUAUCCACACCAUGGAUUCCUCAGACCCCGUCAUCGCAUCCUACGACGUCUACCUCACAGACUCCGAAAUCUCUCGGUACGUCCUUCAAUAUCUCGACCGACUACCAGACUACCCGUACGAUGACCGCCACGGCCAAAAGCCCACUGCCUUUCGCCUAAAACCCAAAUCCGGGCUUGUCGAAGUCGACGUCCCGAUCAACACCCGCAUGAACUAUGACGUGAAUAAAGGCCUGAAGUACGGCGAUGCGCUGAAGAAAAGUCGCAGUUCGCAAGAGGGUGGCGCAUUCGGCAUGGCUGGUGGUUUUACCGGCGGUUCCCUUUCUAGCGGAAAUAAGGUGAAGAUGGAAGCCGGUGGGGAUGUGGAAAUGGGCGGCAUGGGAAAUGGAGACUCAGCUUCUUUAUUACGGGUGCAGACGUUGGGCGGUCGCAUUAAGAUUCCUGAAGAGGGGGAUCCGGUUUAUAUGUUGGCUGCUUUCCGGGGGAAUAAUCUUCAUUUGUCGCCUGUUUCGGCAGUUGUGCAGGUGCAUCCUCAGCUUCAUCAUCUUGAUGCUUUAGAUGAGAUUCCUGCCAAGGGGAAGGGAAAGAAAAAGGAUGACGAGGAGGGUGGUGGGAAUGAGGCUCGCGCGAUCGAUAUCAAGGUCAAGGCGGCUGAAGAUGAUCAGGCGAAUCAGUUGGCUGGUAAUCUGGAUCUUUUAAAGAAGAUGCAGGAGGAGAAAUGGGGUGGCUACGAUUGGGUCGAUGCUGAGACUGAGGAAUCAUGGCAAGUAUAUGAAAGCUACAUGAUGCACCAAGACUUGGAAAAUCUACCGCAAUUGGAAUCGGCUAUCGAUAGUGAGGACUACCUGGAUAAGAUGAGUGCGCCGCGUAUUGACCCGGCAAACCCAGAGAUGACUGGUUGGGCUAUGAAGCAGAACCGGAUGAAGCAGAAUGGAAGGGGGGGUUCUUCUAGGAGUAGUACUGAAGAGCAAUAAUUAAAUUUUCUACAUGUAAAAAGAUAGACUUUCCGAAUGGCAUCAUGAGAAUAUCCCCAAAAAUGCAUGGAGCGUGCGAGGUACCAUCUAUUGAUUGAUAGUAUGCGAAACAUGCUAUAGAUAAGAUUGAUAACAUAGGUACCUGAGCUCUAUGAAAAUCAGGCACAAAACUCUGAGCUUAUGACAG